AUGUCGUCCGAUGCUCAGUCAUCAUCCGCGCGGCCCACGACGUUGUCGCCUACGCUGCGAACUGGAAUCUUCCCGGCGUCUGGCGGUCUGGGCGGCAGCACCCUCGCGCACCUCCUCUCCUCCGUCGACCCGCACACCGUCACCCUCAUCGCGCGCCAGCCCGAGAAACUCGCCAAGCAAGCCGAGCAAGGCGCCACCGUUCGAAAGGCCGACUACGACGACGAGUCCUCUCUGCAGCACGUCUUUGACGGCAUCGACGUCUUGUUCCUCAUAUCCUAUCCCAGUAUCCAGCACGAGCACCGUUUCAAGGUGGCUAAAGCGGCAAUCGACGAGGCGAUCAAGGCAGGAGUCAGGCACAUCUUCUACUCGUCCCUCGCCUUUGCCGGCGACGGCAACCCGACGUCCGUCACGCAGGUCAUGGCGGCGCAUCUCUCGACCGAACAGUAUCUCGCCCAGGUCCAGCAGAAGAACCCCACCACCUUCUCCUACACCGCCGUGAGGGAGGGCCUGUACUCGGAGAGCUAUCCCAUCUACACCGCCUUCUUUGACAUCAACAACCCGCCGGCCUCGGGCGAGAUCCGAAUCCCCCACAACGGCUCCGGUCCCGGCAUCUCGUGGGCCAAGCGGGACAACCUGGGCGAGGCGACAGCACGUCUCAUUGUCCGCUACAUUGAGGAUCCCGCGUCGUUCCCCUGGCUCAACAAGAUCAUCGUCCUCUCUGGUCCGCGCGCCUACACGCUCAGCGAGACGGCCGACGUCUUCUCGCACAUCCUCGGCAAGCCGAUCAAGAUCGUUGAGACGAGCGUCGACGACUACGUCCAACAGCCGCAGGUCAAGUUGGGAUUCGACUACGGGACAGGGGACUGGGCGCGGUUGUGGGCCAACUCCUUCGAGGGCAUCCGCCAAUCCGAGACCAACGUCGUCAACUCGCACCUGCGUGACCUGCUGGGGCGGGAGCCCGAGGACUUUGAGACGACCAUUCGCAACAGCCUUGCGGCCACGAAGGAACAGUAG
This is a messenger RNA of Acanthamoeba castellanii str. Neff, 1014 nucleotides long. RefSeq names its product NmrA family protein. The transcript has 2 exons. The coding region runs from base 1 to 1014 and encodes 337 amino acids. The record is from RefSeq and is a predicted model, not a curated record. Lineage: Eukaryota; Discosea; Longamoebia; Acanthamoebidae.